Molecule: messenger RNA, 1701 nt
Organism: Necator americanus (New World hookworm)
Lineage: Eukaryota; Metazoa; Nematoda; Chromadorea; Rhabditida; Ancylostomatidae
Exons: 15
Coding region: 1-1701 (566 amino acids)
Source: RefSeq, a predicted model, not a curated record
AUGCUGUUAAGAACGGCAGUAUUACUAUCCAUUGGGAUAUCAGUAGUCGCCCAAGAAAUAAAUUCUUACGAUCCGGACUAUGGUACAUUCAUUGGCGAAUUGGCAAAUUUGGCAGAUGGUGACGUUCGAGGGAAGGUCUAUGUCGUGAACGAUACGACAUUGCAAAUUGUUAAUUUCACAUAUAAUGGAAAUGCUCCUGAUCUCUAUUUCUGGAUGGACCGCAAGGAGAGCCCGACAACAGAUGGCACUAAAGUACCGUCAUUUGAGUACGGGAUAACCCCGCUUGGAAAGUAUGAAAAUGCAGAACAAGUGGUUCUUACUCUUCCUGGUAGACAUAAAAUCACCAAUUUCAAGAGCUUUUCACUCUUUUGCUUUAAAUACGAGCAUAAUUUCGGAUCUGUGCUUAUCCCGGAAAACAUUAUUAUUCCUCGACCGCAAUUCUUAGCCAGCGAAUUGAAAGGUAGUAGGUACUCCGUCGGUUCCGGACCUAUCCUUAUUCUUGACAAGAGAACAAUUAAAAUAUUUGGAUUUACAUUUGAUGCAGACAAAGCGCCAGAUGGAUAUUUCUUCGUUGGGAGAGGUCCUAAUGUCGCUCACGAUGCCGGAGUUAAAGUGCCCAUCCGAGGAAGAGACACUCCAGAAUUAAACUGUCUGGAUUCUAAUGAGCACUCGAAGGAACCUGUAGUUUUUUCGAGAUCAAUAAAAAUGCUUUUCAAUAUUGCGGGUAUUAAAGUCAGUAUUAGAAGAAAAAGCUUUUAUCGAUUCUGUAAUGUCUUCUUAAUGAUGAGCAUAAUGAUCACAGCUAUGAAUGAACGCUAUCGUGGAGGACAAGAUUUGAUUAUCGAUCUCCCAGCUGAUUACGAUAUCCAACAUGUCGAUUGGCUGGCUAUCUAUUGUUACAAGUUCCGCGUCGAUUUCGGUCAUGUAGCAAUUUCUAAUGUUUCGUCCAGAAUUCCUCCAUAUGUUCCGUCACAGAAACGAUUUGACGACGUUUCUGCUAUGGAUGGAUGGCCGGUGACCUCAUUGCUCGGGAACGAAAACCGACGGAAUUUCACCUUUCAAUUGGGCGUUCCUGGAGGGAAAAAAGGAUAUCAGGCAAUGGCACGUGCGCGACCUGCAAAGUACGUGUGGUACGUGAACGGCGUUCUCGGAGACAUCUACCUGAAACGUGGAGUAACUUAUGCGUUCAUUGUGGAAGGUGGGUCCGACAAAUCAACAUCCGAAUUCUACAAUCCACUGUACAUUACCGAUAAUCAAUCUGGUGGUUAUGGUAAAUUGAGUAACGAGGAAAAAGAGCAGGUAAACCUGUUCUCCGGAUCUGAUCCAUCGCGUGUGUCUGGCCGGUUGUGCAUUUGGACGAAUGACGACAACGUUGAUCCUACACAAUUCUCUACAUUCGCUGAUUUCCGAAAAACACUACGCUUAAAAUGCGAAACGGACAAAGUAGCCGCAUACUUUCAAUUCACUCCGGAUGAGAAAACUCCUGAUACUCUUUAUUAUCAGAGUUAUUCUCAGUACAACAUGGGAUGGAAGAUUCAUGUUGUGAAUGAAUUGCCGACAAUUCCUGAUGUUAAAGAGGAGCCGUAUAUCUACGAACAAUGGCUCCAAACACAAAACGUUCACGAACCGCACACAUCUUCUACGGCACGAUUUUUUGCCGGCGUCGUGUUUUCGUUGCUUUCUGCUCUGUGGCUGUUCUGA